Messenger RNA from Naegleria lovaniensis, 1803 nucleotides. RefSeq lists its product as uncharacterized. The transcript has a single exon. NCBI's taxonomy places the organism in Eukaryota, Heterolobosea, Eutetramitea, Acrasida, Naegleriidae. The record is from RefSeq and is a predicted model, not a curated record. Gene Ontology annotation, cellular component: axoneme; axonemal dynein complex. Gene Ontology annotation, biological process: cilium-dependent cell motility; regulation of cilium movement; axonemal dynein complex assembly. Bases 1 to 1803 code for a protein of 600 amino acids.
AUGAGCGAUUCAGAUGUUGCCGAUCAAGCAUUAUCGGGAAGAGAAGAUGUUUCCUCUUCUUCUUCUCGGCCUCAAGAAGAAGUCAUGAGCCAAGAUGUGGACCCGACACCCACUCCCACAGCUGAUCCGAAUGAGGAUGCUCUUGGAAAUGAUGAAACACCAAAUCAUGAAAAUUCGGAGGAACCUCAACAAGAAAAUCAUGAACGCGAUCAGGAAGAGCCCGAAGACGACGAGGAAGGGUUUAAACCUUUUGACCCGAAUGCCUCCAUGAAUGUUAGCAAUAUUGUAAAUACUCAAAUGAAUGAUACCAUGGGAAGUAUUAUUUCUUCAGCGAAUGCACUGCAAGGCAUCAAUGGAAAUGACUCUCCGAAUGUCAUCCAAGAUGUAGAAGCAUUGAGAGAGGAAGAAAAUAGAAAGAAACGAGAGGAACAUUUGAAAAUGAAAAUUCGUCAACUCAAGGACGAGGAACAGUCAUACUCUAAAAUUAACCUUACUAAUAUUAAUGCCAACUGGUUAUACUUGAUGAGAGAAAGUAAAUUGAAAGAACUUAAGGACACGAUUCAAAUACAAGCUCAGGAUCAUGACCGAUUGGUAGACAGAAAGAAUGCAACCAUUCAACUCAUGUAUCGUGAGUUGGAUGAAUCCGAAGAGCAGUAUCGUUCCGCAUUGAGAACUCACAUGCAGCAUAUUGAGGAAUUGUUGCAAUUGCAAGAUCAGCGUCUCACCAUUCUCCAUCAAGAGUUCAACAAUGACUUGUAUCUGUUAAAAAAGGAAUAUGAGGAAGAAAUGGAAGAGUUGAGAAUCAAGCACGAAGAGGAAAUGAGAGAAUGGGCAGAAAUUACCAAAGAAAUGGAAAAGCGAGAGGAAAAAACCAAUGAAAUCAUGGAAAUGGAUUUUGCUCAAACCAAGGAAAAGGUAAAGAACCGAUACCAAGAAGAGCUCAUACAAAUGGUUGGUAACAUGAAUGAUAAAAUUGAAGAAUACCGCCGCAUCACCAAGCAAGAGAACAAUGAUCACUACGAAUCCAUGAAUCAAAAAUAUAAGGACUAUAUCAUUUUGAGAGAACGUGACAGCAGUUACAUUGAAAUUAUCAAGAAUCAAACGUAUCAAAUCAAAAUGAAGGAGGAAGCUCUUGCUCACUGGAAAGCCAAAUGGUUGAACAAUCUAAGGGAGUGUGAAGAUCGAAACAACAAGCUCAUCAAGGAGAAGGAUCAACUCUCUCAACAUUUCAAGGACCUUAAAAAGAAGAUGAAUGCCUUUAGAGACUCCGAAAAGAAGCGACUCACAGAACUAGUCAAAAUGAGUAAGGAUACCAUCGAUUCUCUGAAUGAAAAGUUGGAUAAAGCGUCACGAAUCCUCAAGUUAUCGGAAGUGAACAGAAGAUAUGAAACCGAGCGAGAGCGGUUGAUUCCAUUCGAAACCGAGUUGGAGAGCUCUGUGGCUUUGGCCUCCGUUGCCGAAUCUGCUAUGGAAGACGUCAUGGAAGGUGAGGAGAAGAAUUUUACAGAGUCCGAGUGGCAACAACUCGAUCGUUUCUACAAACGCUAUAAUAAGGUUCUUUUGGAUAAUUUAGCUUUGGAGCAAGAGAAGGAACACUUGGUAGAUCAAAACAAAAAGCUUCGUGACAUGUUGAAACAAUAUUUGGACGGUAUUACGGUUAACGAAGACGUUCUCAACAGUAGAAAUCCUCUCUUAAUUGUGGAUCCAUUAAUUAAGGGACGAUCCAACGAGGCAGGGGCCAAAGAGCUUGUUGUCGUUUCUGCCACAAGUAGGCAAGCAGAAAAAGUGAAAAUAGGUAAUUAA